Pipistrellus nathusii (Nathusius's pipistrelle) is the source of this 705-nucleotide messenger RNA. The record is from the annotation of a GenBank genome assembly. Lineage: Eukaryota; Metazoa; Chordata; Mammalia; Chiroptera; Vespertilionidae.
AUGAGCUCCCUGCCAGCAGACAUGGAGAAUGCUCUCACCGGGAGCCAGAGCUCUCGCGCUUCUCUGCGCGACGUCCAUUCCAUCAACCCUACACAGCUCAUGGCCAGGAUUGAGUCCUAUGAAGGAAGGGAAAAGAAAGGAAUAUCUGAUGUCAGGAGGACUUUCUGUUUGUUUGUCACCUUUGACCUCUUAUUUGUAACAUUACUGUGGAUAAUAGAGUUAAAUGUGAAUGGAGGCAUUGAGAACACGUUAGAGAAGGAAGUGGUGCAAUAUGAUUUCUACUCUUCUUAUUUUGAUAUAUUUCUUUUGGCAGUUUUUCGGUUCAAAGUGUUAAUACUCGCCUACGCUGUUUGCAGACUGCGCCAUUGGUGGGCAAUAGCAUUGACGACAGCAGUGACCAGUGCCUUUUUACUAGCAAAAGUUAUCCUCUCAAAGCUCUUCUCUCAAGGGGCUUUUGGUUAUGUGCUGCCCAUCAUUUCAUUCAUCCUUGCCUGGAUCGAGACGUGGUUUCUGGACUUCAAAGUGUUACCUCAAGAGGCAGAAGAAGAAAACAGACUCCUGAUAGUUCAGGAUGCUUCCGAGAGGGCGGCCCUUAUCCCCGGGUGUCUUUCCGAUGGCCAGUUCUAUUCUCCCCCCGAAUCAGAAGCAGGAUCUGAAGAAGCUGAAGAAAAGCAGGACAGUGAAAAGCCACUUUUAGAGCUCUGA